AUGGCGCCAAUGCGCGGCGAACGCGGCGGUUCACCAGCGAGGGGUGCUCGUGCGUCCCUGCCCCUGCCGCGUCGUCUCAUCAGGCAGAUAGCGAGACACGUGGCAUCAAGCGGGAGGUCGCUCAGACGGCUGGAGGUCUCCGGCAGGGUCAUUGACAACUUCGAUGACAUAGACGACGGUUCCGACGAGUCCGACAUGGAGACGCAGACGGCCGUCGCCUGCGCCGGUAAUUCUGGUAAUCUACCACCGGCCGAUCAUGACGACGAUCUAACAAGUCUCAGUUGGUUGCAAGACAAGAAUUUACUAAGCGGUAUAAAUCUAACUAAAAGUGACAUUGAAGACAGCAAACUUAUCAGCAGUCAAGUGGUUGUGAAAACAGAGCCAUCUAUAACUCCGCCGCCGUCGUCGCGAGUGCCCUCCCCUCCCCGUACUCCGUGUAAGGCUCCUCCCUCCCCUCCCGCUGUGAACACUCACACAAAACCCCCAUACUCCUUCUCCUGCCUCAUAUUCAUGGCUAUAGAAGCGGCCCCAGCAAGAGCUCUCCCAGUUAAAGAAAUAUACGCCUGGAUAGUUCGACAUUUCCCAUACUUCAAACAUGCGCCGCAAGGCUGGAAGAACAGCGUCAGACAUAAUCUGUCGUUGAACAAAUGUUUCCAUAAGGUGGCGGCCGCUCCUGGAUUAGGCAAAGGUUCGCUUUGGACUGUAGACCCUCAACAUAGAUCGUCUCUUCUUCAGGCGUUCGGUCGUCAGCCGGUACCUCCAGUAGAGGUUGAGGAGCAAGACACAUCGACCAGUGUAAAGAACACUCCCGACCCCCAGCUGUUUCCUUACUUAGCCCGCAGACUGGCAGAUGCUCGCUCCCCGCCCGGCGCUGAUGAAUACUUGGCCGCGGCCACUGUAUUGGCUAUGAAGUAUGGACCCGCUGUAUUAGAUCAGCUCCCUCCAGAGGCCCACCUGGUUAUAUCUCGUUGUGCUCGUGACGAACACUCAUAUAGCGGCGGGGAGGAGCGUCGCACGGCCGAGGCGCUCCUCAACCUGGCCGGUGUCAGGCCUCACGCGCCCAGCUAG
Danaus chrysippus (African queen) is the source of this 1068-nucleotide messenger RNA. The record is from the annotation of a GenBank genome assembly. NCBI's taxonomy places the organism in Eukaryota, Metazoa, Arthropoda, Insecta, Lepidoptera, Nymphalidae.